UGGCGGCGGCGUUGGUGGCGGCAGUGGACGGGGCGGCUGGGCCUGGAACAGUCGGAGCAGCCGCUGGCAGAAGGAUGACCCAAGACGGGAAGCGGGCUGCUGAGCCUCGCCGGCUCCCGUGCUUGUAACUGCCCCAGCCGGACACCCCCCCCUUGACCUACCCGCCCUUCAGUGAAUCAACCGACCUAUUUUCUCAGGAGCUCAGCCUGGCCCAACUUCAGUGAUAAAGAAGGAAAGGCUGGCUACGGUAAACAUCGUUCAAGAUGUCCAGCAAAGGGAACGGCGCAGAAGGCAAAACAGACUUGGCCAACGGAAGCCUGUCUAGCAGUCCAGAGGAGAUGUCUGGCGCUGAGGAGGGGAGGGAGACAUCCUCAGGCAUUGAAGUGGAAGCCUCAGACCUGAGCUUGAGCUUGACUGGGGAUGAUGGUGGCCCCAACCGUGCCAGCACAGGAAGCCGGGGUACAGAUACGGAGAGCUCAGGUGAAGACAAGGACUCUGACAGCAUGGAAGACACUGGCCAUUACUCCAUCAACGACGAAAACCAAGUCCAUGACCGCUCAGAGGAAGAAGAGGAAGAAGAGGAGGAGGAGGAGGAAGCGCACCCUCGGCGCCGUGUCCAGCGGAAGCGGGCCAACCGUGACCAGGACUCAUCAGAUGAUGAGCGGGCCCUGGAGGACUGGGUGUCUUCGGAGACAUCCGCCCUGCCUCGACCUCGGUGGCAAGCCCUUCCUGCCCUUCGGGAGCGGGAGCUGGGUUCUAGCGCCCGCUUUGUCUAUGAGGCUUGCGGAGCAAGAGUCUUUGUGCAGCGUUUCCGCCUGCAGCAUGGGCUUGAGGGCCAUACUGGUUGUGUCAACACCCUGCACUUUAACCAGCGCGGCACCUGGCUGGCCAGUGGCAGCGAUGACCUGAAAGUGGUGGUUUGGGACUGGGUGCGGCGGCAGCCAGUGCUGGACUUUGAGAGCGGCCACAAAAGCAAUGUCUUCCAGGCCAAGUUCCUUCCUAACAGCGGUGACUCCACCCUGGCCAUGUGUGCCCGUGACGGGCAGGUGCGGGUAGCAGAGCUGUCUGCCACACAGUGUUGCAAGAACACGAAGCGUGUGGCGCAGCACAAGGGAGCGUCCCACAAGUUGGCCCUGGAACCGGACUCUCCCUGUACGUUCCUGUCUGCAGGUGAAGACGCCGUUGUUUUCACCAUUGACCUCAGACAAGACCGGCCAGCUUCGAAACUGGUGGUGACAAAAGAGAAGGAGAAGAAAGUGGGGCUCUAUACGAUCUAUGUGAAUCCUGCCAAUACCCACCAGUUUGCAGUGGGUGGACGAGAUCAGUUUGUAAGGAUUUACGACCAGAGGAAAAUUGACGAGAAUGAGAACAACGGAGUGCUCAAGAAAUUCUGUCCUCACCACCUGGUGAACAGUGAGUCCAAAGCAAACAUCACCUGUCUUGUGUUCAGCCACGACGGCACAGAGCUCCUGGCCAGUUACAACGACGAAGACAUUUACCUCUUCAACUCCUCUCACAGCGACGGGGCCCAGUAUGUGAAGAGAUACAAGGGCCACAGAAAUAAUGCCACAGUAAAAGGCGUCAAUUUCUAUGGCCCCAAGAGCGAGUUUGUGGUGAGCGGCAGUGACUGCGGGCACAUCUUCCUCUGGGAGAAGUCCUCCUGCCAGAUCGUGCAGUUCAUGGAGGGGGACAAGGGAGGCGUGGUAAACUGUCUUGAGCCCCACCCUCACCUGCCUGUGCUGGCAACCAGCGGCCUAGACCAUGAUGUCAAGAUCUGGGCACCCACUGCUGAAACUUCCACUGAGCUGACGGGGCUGAAGGAUGUGAUUAAGAAGAACAAGCGGGAGCGGGAUGAAGACAGCUUGCACCACACUGACCUGUUUGAUAGCCACAUGCUCUGGUUCCUCAUGCAUCACCUGAGACAGAGACGCCACCACCGGCGCUGGCGAGAGCCUGGGGUUGGGGCCACAGAUGCAGACUCGGAUGAGUCCCCCAGCUCCUCAGACACAUCGGACGAGGAGGAGGGCCCCGACCGGGUGCAGUGCAUGCCUUCCUGAGGCCUUGGACCCAGGAGGGGCGGGCCGGAGCUGCCAACCCCGAUCCUGCCUGGACAGCCCUUUCCUGUCUCAGGCCCUUACCUUCAGCAGAAACGCACUUUGGACUUUUUGCUUUAGAUAAAAGAAAGACCUCCUGGGAGAAAGACAGACCGGAGGGGGCGCGAACCUGCGGAGUAGCUAGGAGUAGGAGCCAGGCCCUGGCAUGGGCUCCGCGGAGAGGUGCAGAGGGCUCAGCAGAAACGGCCUCUCCCCAAAGCCUUGUUUUUUUUGGGAGGGGGGAGCCUAUUUUGUUAACUGGUUUGGGGUAGGGAAUGGGGUUUCCUUUUCUUUAAUCUCCCUUGUUUCUUGGGUGGGGGGCGGGGAUAACUGGCUGUUCAGUACCAAUGGGCCGGGGUGGGGGCGGUGGAUGUGCCGUUCUCUCUUUGGUUUAGGUUGUUGACCUUUUUCUUUAUGUUUUAAAAGUCUGUGACAGUUGCAUUCCCCUGCCCCCCCCCCCCCCCCCCCCCCCCCCCCCCCCCCCCCCCC
Messenger RNA from Herpailurus yagouaroundi (jaguarundi), 2582 nucleotides. It is a transcript of the gene DCAF8, whose product is annotated as DDB1 and CUL4 associated factor 8. Bases 264 to 2057 code for a protein of 597 amino acids. The record is from RefSeq and is a predicted model, not a curated record. Gene Ontology annotation, molecular function: protein binding. Lineage: Eukaryota; Metazoa; Chordata; Mammalia; Carnivora; Felidae. The transcript is spliced from 14 exons. Gene Ontology annotation, cellular component: cytoplasm; Cul4-RING E3 ubiquitin ligase complex.